UUUUUCAUUUCAGCUCUACUUAUCUCGGGCUUGGUGUAGAAGAUGCAAAGAUGCACUAGAAUCUGUCACUUAAUCACUGCAGAAACUUGGAUGAUCUUCAUGGAAAUGGUCUCCAUAGGAAACCAAACUAUUACUGAAUUUGUCCUUCUUGGUUUCUGUGUCAGAGCUGAGCUGCAUCUCCUUCUCUUUAUUGUGUUCACUGUCAUCUAUGUUUCCAUCAUCCUAGGGAACCUGCUAAUCAUUGUGGCGGUGGUUAGCUCUCAGAGGCUCCACACACCCAUGUAUUUCUUCCUGGCUAAUCUGUCCUUCCUGGAGAUCCUCUAUACUUCCUCAGUGGUGCCCAAAAUGUUGGAGGGCUUCUUGCAGGAGGCAGCCAUCUCUGUAGCUGGUUGCUUGCUCCAGUUCUUUAUCUUUGGUUCUUUAGCCACUGCUGAGUGCUUCCUACUGGCUGUCAUGGCAUAUGAUCGCUACCUGGCCAUCUGCUACCCACUCCGCUACCCUCUCCUGAUGGGACCCAGAUGGUGUUUGGGGCUGGUGGUCAUAGCAUGGCUCUCUGGCUUUAUGGUAGGUGUAGUGAUUAUAGCCCUCAUGGCCCAACUGAGAUUCUGUGGCCACAACCACAUUGACCACUUUUACUGUGACUUCAUGCCUUUGAUGAGCCUGGCCUGCUCAGAUCCCAGUGUAGCCCAGAUGACAACAUUCAUUCUCUCUGUGGUCUGCCUCACUGUUCCCUUUGGACUGAUUCUGACAUCUUAUGGCCGGAUCGUGGUGGCUGUGCUGAGAGUUCCUGCUGGGGUCAGCAGAAGGAAGGCUUUCUCCACGUGCUCCUCCCACCUAGCUGUAGUGUCCACAUACUAUGGUACUCUCAUGGUCUUAUACAUUGCACCCUCUGCUGUCCACUCCCAGCUCCUCACUAAGGUCUUUGCCCUGCUCUACACUGUGAUCACCCCUUUCUUCAAUCCUGUGAUUUAUACCCUGAGGAAUAAGGAAGUUCAGCAGGCACUGUGGAUGCUUCUGUAUGUUAAGCAAGCUGAAACGAAUGAAGGAGGAUGGUGGUAA
Messenger RNA from Bubalus bubalis (water buffalo), 1059 nucleotides. Its product is annotated as olfactory receptor 11A1-like. Bases 43 to 1059 code for a protein of 338 amino acids. Gene Ontology annotation, molecular function: G protein-coupled receptor activity; olfactory receptor activity. The transcript has a single exon. Gene Ontology annotation, biological process: G protein-coupled receptor signaling pathway. Lineage: Eukaryota; Metazoa; Chordata; Mammalia; Artiodactyla; Bovidae. Gene Ontology annotation, cellular component: membrane. The record is from RefSeq and is a predicted model, not a curated record.